UCCAUGGUAGCGGAUGAUUGACGGGCGAAGAGGAAGCAGCGCGGGAGUCAUGGGGGGCUCGGCCAGCCUGCUGCCACGGGAGGCCCUGAGCGAGUACCAGGAGCUGACGUUCCUGAGCAAGCAGGAGAUCGUGCUUGCCUACAAGAGGUUCCGUGAACUGCUGCCAAGGGAGGAGAGGGAGAAUGCCUUUUCUGCACGCGUUCCCAAGAGCCAGAUCCUGACGCUGCCGGAGCUGCGGGCAAACCCCUUCCAGCACAGGAUCUGCCGGGUGUUCUCCACUUCAGACGACGACAGUAUGUCCUUUGAAGACUUCCUUGACAUGCUGAGUGUCUUCAGUGACUCUGCUACCUCCGACAUCAAAUCCCACUAUGCCUUCCGCAUCUUUGACUUUGAUGACGAUGGGACUCUGGACAGAAAGGACCUGGAGAAACUGGUGAACUGCCUGACAGGGCAAGGCGAGGAGUGCCGGCUGAGUGAUGAGGAGAUGGAGCAGCUCAUCCAAAAUAUCCUGGAGGAGUCUGACAUUGACAAGGAUGGCACCAUCAACCUCUCCGAGUUCCAGCAUGUCAUCUCCCGCUCCCCAGACUUUGCCGGCUCCUUCAAGAUUGUCCUGUGAGAGUCCUGCAGCUCUCUGGUAGAACUGCUCUGGCUGCUGCAGCUCUUCGUGGUCUCAGACAUUUCCUCUUCCAGCAGUAUGGCAGAGGCUGCUACUCCUCACCAGCAUGGCUGUGCCGCAGUGCCUUGGGCAGGACGCCCCUGGCCUCACAGAGGUGGGCUCAGGGCAGCUGCCAUGUCUGCAGCCCCUCUGCUCUCCCAGGAUUGGAUUUUAGUGCCUUACACAAACCCUGUGCAGCACU
Molecule: messenger RNA, 857 nt
Organism: Calypte anna (Anna's hummingbird)
Lineage: Eukaryota; Metazoa; Chordata; Aves; Apodiformes; Trochilidae
Gene: CIB1
Product: calcium and integrin binding 1
Exons: 7
Coding region: 14-616 (200 amino acids)
Molecular function (GO): calcium ion binding
Source: RefSeq, a predicted model, not a curated record